This is a messenger RNA of Momordica charantia (bitter melon), 2873 nucleotides long. RefSeq names its product early-responsive to dehydration stress protein (ERD4). Gene Ontology annotation, molecular function: calcium-activated cation channel activity. Lineage: Eukaryota; Viridiplantae; Streptophyta; Magnoliopsida; Cucurbitales; Cucurbitaceae. The record is from RefSeq and is a predicted model, not a curated record. Gene Ontology annotation, cellular component: plasma membrane.
AUUUUAAUUUUCCGAUUUCCAUCUUGAUUCUCGAGGGUCAUUCUCGUAACUGAAUCCAGUUCGUGAUUGCUUGAAUUCCUACUCCCAGUCGGAGGAGGAAACCUCUAUAAUGUCGGACGGAAGAUGAUUUUGAUUCAUAAAACCCUAAGGCCUUCAAAUUUGUACGAGUUCGAGCUAUUUAUCGUCCGAAUUGAGGUACUAUCGCUGCAUUUAUGACAUAAUUUGUUGAAGAAUCUCAAAUUUGAUUGUGUGAAACUUCGAUUUCCGCGUACCGAGAUCCGACGCAGCUCUUACUCGAUGGUUCCUUCUAAUUCCUUUGUUGUCGAGUCUUUCUCUCCUCCUCCGUUCUCCGAUGGCGGCGACUCUGCGACUGAUUUUACUUCGUGGUACGGUAACAUCCAAUACUUGCUGAAUAUCUCGAUAAUUGGCGCCUCCUUCUGCCUCUUCAUCUUUCUCUUCGUGAAGCUUCGGAGCGACCACCGUCGAAUUCCUGGACCUUCUGGAUUGGUUACCAAGCUCCUUGCCGUGUGGCACGCGACGUGCCGGGAUAUUGCGCGCCAUUGUGGAGCCGAUGCCGCGCAAUUUCUUUUGAUCGAAGGGGGGAGCUGUGCGGUGUUACUAUCAAUUGCGGUUUUCUCGGUUUCAGUGUUGCUCCCGCUCAAUCUCUAUGGUGGAAAGGCUGUAUUGAACGAUCAAUUCUCGAAGACGACGAUCAAUCACAUUGAGAAAGGUUCAGUUUUACUUUGGGUGCAUUUUGCUUUUGUGGUUGUUGUUGUUGUUUUUGUGCACUUUGGUAUUUCUGCAAUUGAAAAGAGGUUAAAGAUAACAAGAUUUAGAGAUGGGAAUGGGAACUUAAGUGAUCCUAGUGCCGAUUCCACUGCCAUUUUUACUAUAAUGGUGCAAGGGAUUCCCAAAACUUUAGAGGUUGAUAGGGAUGCGAUAUUAGAGUAUUUCCAGCAUAAGUAUCCUGGCAAGGUUUAUAGGGUCAUAAUGCCUAUGGAUUUAUGCGCAUUGGAUGAUUUGGCCACAGAAUUAGUCAAGGUUAGAGAUGAAAUAUCGCGGUUGGUAGCACAGAUGCACUCUCGUCUUGUAGCUGAUGAAGAUGAAGACAAUGAAAGCAGAGGUGAUUGUUUGAAGGUUUUCUUUGGUUGGAUGCGUUACAUUUGGAGGAAAGUAAAAGACUUGUGGGGUCAGAUAAUAGGUAAAUUUGGUUAUACAAAUGAGGAGAGGCUAAGGCGGCUGCAAGAAUCGAGAGCCAAUUUGGAGACCGAACUGGCUGCUUACAAGGAAGGGCGCGCACCUGGAGCUGGGGUUGCUUUUGUUAUGUUCAAGGAUAUCUAUGCUACCAAUAAAGCAGUAAUGGAUUUCCGAAAUGAAAAGAAGAGACGAAUUGGGAAGUUCUUUUCUGUCAUAGAGUUACGGCUUCAAAGAAACCAAUGGAAAGUUGAUCGUGCACCCUUGGCGACUGAUAUUUAUUGGAAUCAUUUGGGAUCAACAAAACUCUCACUGAAACUUAGGAGAUUAUUUGUGAACACAUGCUUACUGUUAAUGCUUUUAUUCUUUAGCUCUCCUCUUGCUGUGAUUACUGCUGUAAAGAGUGCUGGGAGAAUCAUCAAUGCUGAAGUGAUGGAUAACGCCCAGUCAUGGUUGGAUUGGGUGCAAAGUUCUAGCUGGCUGGGCAGUCUUAUCUUUCAGUUCCUGCCCAAUGUUAUUAUUUUUGUGAGUAUGUAUAUAAUAAUCCCAUCUGCUCUCUCUUAUCUUUCGAAGUUUGAACGACAUCUAACUGUAUCCGGGGAGCAGAGAGCUGCACUUCUCAAGAUGGUUUGCUUUUUCCUAGUAAACCUCAUCCUUCUGAGAGCCUUGGUUGAGUCAUCUUUAGAGAGCGCGAUCCUUGGGAUGGGACAAUGCUAUUUGGAUAGUGAAGAUUGCAAGAGAAUUGAGCAGUACAUGAGUACAUCAUUCCUUUCCAGAUCAUGCCUUUCCUCGGUUGCUUUUUUGAUCACCAGCACUUUCUUGGGCAUAUCUUUUGAUUUAUUGGCUCCAAUACCAUGGAUAAAGAAGAAGAUACGAAAGUUUCGGAAAAACGACAUGCUGCAGCUGGUUCCUGAACAAAGUGAAGAAUACCCUUUUGAGUACCAGGAAAUAGAUAGUCUUGAGAGAUCAUUACUACAGGAUAACUCCCCUAGACUGAUUGAUAUGGAUAUGAGGGGGCAAGAUCUUUCUGUAUAUCCCGUCAAUAUAACCUCAACUGCACCGAAACAGAAGUUCGAUUUUGCGCAAUAUUACGCAUUUAAUUUGACAAUAUUUGCCCUCACCAUGAUAUAUUCUUCGUUUGCUCCACUGGUGGUCCCGAUUGGCGCAGCGUAUUUCGGAUACAGAUAUGUCGUCGACAAGUAUAACUUUCUAUUUGUGUAUAGAGUUGGUGGCUUCCCUGCUGGCAACGACGGAAGGUUGAUGGAUACCGUUCUGGGGAUCAUGCGGUUCUGCGUCGAUCUAUUCCUGCUCUCGAUGCUCUUAUUCUUCUCGGUAAAUGGAGACUCGACAAAGCUGCAAGCGAUUUUCACACUUGGGUUGCUGGUAAUGUACAAACUGUUACCUUAUGACGACGGGUUUCAACGGACACUCUUGGAGGGCAUUCAAACAGUUGAUUCAGUUGUAGACGGGCCGAUCGAUUAUGAGGUAUUUUCUCAGCCUAGAUUUGACUGGGACACAUAUCAGCCAUGAUUUCUGGGUUUGGCAUGAAAUCACACGUUAGUUGAAUUGUGUAUCUUGGCACUGUAAGUAUAAUAGCUGAGGAACCUCAUUCAUUCUCUGACAGUUACAUGUAAUGUAAAAUAUAGAAUUUCUGGUGCAAUUGAUUUUUGUUCUCCCUC